Messenger RNA from Symbiodinium sp. CCMP2592, 7536 nucleotides. Lineage: Eukaryota; Dinophyceae; Suessiales; Symbiodiniaceae. The record is from the annotation of a GenBank genome assembly.
AUGCGGGUUGGUAGACUUGCCAAUGUGCUCCUCGCAGGGGCUUCGAUUUGCACCCCACUGUUUCUGGCGGGGUGCGAUGAGGCAAGCAGCGGCGACGUCGACACCACUUUUUUGGCCACGACAGCUUCGACCACCUUUGUAGAUGGCAUCGACAGCACGAGCACCACGGGAGAGGUUGUGACGCCCGAGUCCACCACGCCCGGUAGCACGAGCACCACGAGCACACCGAGAACGCCACCCACCCCACGCACACUAGCAGGCGAUGCGCAGUUUCUGUUGCAUGCAUCCUUCGGACCCACGCGGGCUAGCCUCGACGCGCUCCAGUCCAAGGACUAUGAAUCUUGGAUCAGAGAGCAGAUGGCCUUGACACCCUCCCUCCUUCGGAGCCGAUACCGGAAGCGAGCGAACCCGGCUACAACGGAAGAGAAGCAACCGGGGGUGCCCCGCACGCCCUGCGAGCCAGGUUCGCGAUGGCAACAGGUCGCGCUGAGCCACGAUGACAUCGGCAAGGCCAUCGUCGCCACUGGCAGUCAGAUUUACGUUGCUGGCAAGUUCCGGACGGAUUUGGACCCCAGCUACGAGUUGAAUGGCCUGAGCGCGCCACAGUCCUGCAGCUCGGUUGCGAAGUCGAACUGGGUCAACUCGGGGAAGAGCUGCAGCACAGAGGCCAAUCGAAAGCACGCCAACACAAGCCUGGAAAGAAGUGGUUCCAGCCAACAAAUGCUGCAGGUGAACAAAUGGAGGUGCCGGAAUUCGGUCACCUGGGUCGCUGAACUCCUCUGCCAGCAGGUGUGGGAAGGUUUGGUGAGAUUGUUGCCGUCUUUUUUGCCUCCAGUGCUUCUUGAGGAGUGCUUCGAUGCCGGCUUUGGCUAUGACGGGGAUGACUGCUCGCAGGGCUGGCCCUCGCUGAACUUCGAGGGCUAUGCCGCGAAGCAUCACAGUGCAGCGGUGCAGGAUCUUGAAACAUGUAGCGUAAGAUUUGCUAAGGUAUGCUCCGUGGAGCCAGCAGCGACCGUUGGCAGCCAGCUGAUUGUUUCCACGUCCUCCCAGUGCGGCAGCGGCACCACAGUAAUGCCGAACCCGGGGAUCCACGUGAGCGGCCUGUCCCAGACAUCCGCUGCAUUCUCUUCCGUGCGCCCCGGUGUCAUCGUCCUGAACCAGACGCCGGCUCCUUGUGACUUUGGUGAUUUCAUCAAGGUCAACAACUUGGCCUACCGCUAUGACUCCCGCCUGAAGUUGCUGGAUGUCCAGGCUGCGUCACAGGAGACCUGCGUGGCUGUGCCCAAGACGGCGUUCAAUGCGGAGCAGUGUGCAGUUCAGGCUGGCCGCGUAUGCAGCGUGGUGCAAGCGACCUCGGCAACCCUCGUUUUGAACAGCAGCACCUUGGAGCUAAUCUCCGAACGGUCAGGCAGCUACGUGUACACGGUCUCCGGGCUACGUACCUCCACUGCCCCCUGUGGAACGCUAUCCCGAUGGAAGUUGCUGGACUGCACCGCGGUGGACUGCACGGAAAGUUCCUUCGGCACCAGUGACAGACAGCUUCUCGUGGAUGCGUUGGGGCAGCAACAAGGCGAAUACCGAGACAUUUUCGUGAGUUGUUCCAACGUCGCGGCCAACUCGGUGAUCUCUCUGGGAGGGAUCGUUUUCCAGCACGUCUACUUACAUGAAGGAAAGGUCUACGACUUCUCAGCUUGGGUGACGCAGCAUCCGGGCGGAGCCAGUGCGAUCACCAAGUGGGCAAACACAGGCUACGAGCUCGUGUACCCAGCGAGCCAUGACAUGUCGCGUUUUGAAACGGCGCUGGCCGACAAGAACCUUCAGUAUGUGGGCCCGCUCGGUGAGGAGAUCCGCUACCUGAGCCUUCCAACAUCUCUGCAGUCGGAGUCUUUGGCGCUGGCCCUCGCACCUCCGACCUCUUCGGAAGACCUCUCCCUUGCAUGCCCUUCCCCUGGUGAAGCGGCCAACCAGCCUUCCCUCGGCAACAACAUGCCCUUCUUCAUGUUCUUCCCAAGCUUCAGCGAGGCGGAAGUCGACCUGGACCUUGACCAUCCGAGCAAGGAGUUUGGUUGGUCGCGGUUCGCCCGCACAAACGCCUGGAUCAAUCAGGCCAUGGAAGCUCCCGACCAGCUGCGGCAACGCGUCGCCUGGGCCUUGUCGCAGAUCUUGGUGACAGGAACGGGCGGCUUCACUUACUUCUAUCAAUUCGAGACCUGGGUCAACUAUUAUGACAUCUUGGUGCGGGGGGCCUUCGGAAACUACCUGGAUCUGCUCCGGGAGGUCACGCUGAGUCCCCUCAUGGGAGAGUAUCUCUCCUUCUUCAAGAACUCGGCCUUUGACCAUGACCAGAAUUAUCCAGAUGAGAAUUACGCGCGGGAAGUAAUGCAGCUGUUUACGGUGGGCACGGUGCAGCUCAACCCGGAUGGCUCUGAAGUUCUCAUCGGAGGCAAUCCUGUUCCGACCUAUGACAACGAGGACAUCAUGACCUUUGCCAGUGUUCUAACCGGUUUUGACCGGCAGCUCAUGCGGAGCAACCUGGAAGUGGUCAAGGGCAGUGGAACCGGAAGGAAUCUCAUUGACCCGAUGCAAAUGAAGCCGGAGUGGCAUGAUGCCUACCCCAAGAUGGAUCUGGACGACAACUACCUGGGUGAUGGGUAUCCGCUGUGCGAGGAUUUGCCAAAGGGCGCCUUUCUUCUGAAAGGUGCACGCUUCGAAUUUCUCAGCAGCCAGUAUAGCUCCAACGACGUCUUGACUGUCCAUUCCUCCUCAGCCUUGUUCCAGGCUCUGUGUUCUGCUAGUGGCAGUGGAGGCUGCAGCUUCCAGGCGGUCGUUGUGUUGUCACAGGACCUUUCCUGUCAUGCAGACGAGUGCGACGCGACCAUUCCUUCUGUUCUCAAGGUUGGUUCGGCGUACUAUGAGUUCGUGCCACCGGCAUGCGUGCAUCUGUAUUUCUACAACGGCAAGAUCGCUACAGAUGGGGGCGGCAGCCGGAACUGGCAGAGCAAAAUGCAGUGCACAAACCCAGCUGCAUUUGCUGGGGGAAGCUACUGCUGCGACGGGUGCUCAAACAACCGUCCGCCGAGUUGGGUACCAGACAACUUUUGUGAGAAUCGCUCAAGCUCCAGUUUCACGAGCAGGUGCAGCAAUACCGACAAUUGGGUCAACAACAAGUACUGUGAGCUGCGCUGCUUUGAGGAGGGCUUGGGCUACGGAAGGGACUGCGCAGUUGGAGCGUACCGGGAGGCUCACGCCUGCGGGGUUUAUCAAGAGAAAGUACCGUAUGCUACAGCCGUCAAGUACUGCAGCAGCCUGGGGAUGCAGAUUUGCGACAGGCAGACUGACUUGACCACCUGUGGAUACAACGACGAUGGUGCGCGGGUUUGGACACAGACGAACUGCAGCAUCAACGUGUCUGUGGAUGAAACCGGCAAAGUCAGCUCCCAGAAGGACUUCCUUGCGGCUCCGUCUGUCCGUUUGUGGGUCGGUCGGCAGACAGCAGGGAGCAAGCGAGCAGCGGACGGAGGAGUUUUCAGCAGAGGCUUCUGGGAAGGGGCCUGCAAGUAUUUACCUGCAGGGCUUGGACGUGGAAGCGCAGAAAUGGAUGGAACAGGGCAGGCAGCAAAUGGUGCUGCCCAGGCAGCGGCAGCGCAGGCGGCUGGGCAAGCCGCACAGCAAGGAGCGCCCGGAUCGCCCACGAUGAUUCCUGUGGACCAAGUGGACAGGUUGGUGAGGCAGCGCCUGGAGCAGGCGUUCAAUGGUGUUUUUGGGAGGCUGCUGUCAACGACGGAGAGUGCGGCAGCAGCGGCGCAGGCAACAGCAACUGCAACCAGGGCAGACAACAUGAUGAAGGGGCUGAAGGUCGAUGUCUUCAAGCCCCAAACCAGAGAAGAAGAGCUUCGAGGCUGGAAGGAUUGGUGGUUCCAGUUUUCGACUUGUGUGUGCGGGCACGACCCCGCAUUCGAAGAUGACUUCAAGGGGAUAGAUCCCGAGACGGAGGUGGACCACAGCCUCCUUAGCGACUUGGAGGUGGAGAGGAGCAGGAAGCUCUUUAGCUUGCUGUGUUCGCUGGUGAAAGGCCGGCCGCUCCUUUUGAUAAAGAACCUGGAGGGCAGCAAGAAUGGGCUUGAAGCGGUGCGCGUCCUGAGGAACGCCAUGGAGCCGAAAGAGAAGGCGCGCAGCCUGGCUUUGCUGAGGCAGCUGGCCGGGUGGACUUUCCAGCCCGGCACGGGGCUGCACGAGCAGAUUGUGAAGUACGAGGAGGCCCUCCGGAUGUAUGAGGACGCUGCGGGGAAGGAGUUCCCGGCUGAGCUGGUUCUGGCCACCAUAGUGAAUGGCAUGAGGGACCCUCUGAAAAGCCAGAUCCAGCUACGCAUGACCAGCAGAACUACCUACGAGGAGGUCAGGGAGUGGAUCCUUCAAUACGAAAAUAUGAAUGCUCCCUGGACCUCUUCCUUGCAGCCGGGCCGUGGAGCAAGGAAGGACGAGCCGCAGCCCAUGGACGUCGAUGUCGUGACGGGCAAAGGAAAGGACAAAGGCAAGAAGGGCAAAGGCAAGGACCAGAAGGGCAAAGGCAAAGACAAGGGCAAGCAGAAGGGCAAGAUCGGAGACGGCAAGGGCUGGAACAACUGGGUGGAGCACGGCGGUUGGAGAAGCAACAAUGGUGGCUGGAAAGGCGGCGCUGGCACUUGGAAUGCUGGCGGUUGGUCUGGCAACAGCUGGGGCAAGAACGCCUGGGCCGCAGGGGGAAAAGAUGGAAAAGGCAAGCAGGGAAAAGGAAAAGGAGGUGGAUGCAACAUCUGCGGCGACCCCCGGCACUGGAAGAACGAGUGCCCGAAGGGGAAAGGAAAAGGCGUGAACCAGUUGGAGCAGCGGCCGCCAUCGCAAGCCAGCUCGGGAAGCUCGAGCGCGGGCACCUCCACUACGGCGAGCACGGUGCCCUCUUCGGCGUCAGCCAUGCGAGGCAACGGCGGGUACGGCAUCAACAUGGUGGCAGCCUACUCGUGCACGACGCCUCCCGGCUGCCGCUUCACAGAAGUGUUUGAUAUUUCCGAGCUUGAUGAUGAGGGGGAGUUCUCGCUUGAGGGUUCCGGUGUGCUUGUGUUGUCGGCCGUGGGGAUCAGGGAGAAUGCCUCCAGCAACCACGCACACAACGACGUGGCCCUUGAGUUCCUCUUUGGCAACCAGGCACACAACAACGAUGCCCUUGAGUUCCCCUUUGGUGUCCAGACGUCGGCCGGCCAGGUGCUACUGCUAGAGUACCCCCAGGGUGUCCAGGUCUUUCCCAUGGAUGUGACGGACGGUGAUGGUCAGUACACGCUGGCUAGCUAUGAGGCAGCACCGGUGGCAACAGUGUGUGCAGUCAGCUGCCAUGGGCCAGCAGAGGUCGACGUCGUGAUUGACAGUGGGGCCGACAUCAGUGUUGCGCCCGCCUCUCUGCGGAAGUUUGGCUGCCCUACUAGAAAGUCGGGGGUGGUCAUGCAGGAUGCCCAGGGCAAUGAGAUCAAGGAGCUCGACACCAGGAUCCUGGAGGUGGCCGUUGCAACUCUGAACGGUGAGUCGGUCACCAUCCGGGAGCGGUUUUCAAUUGCCCGGGUCAAGUCGGUGAUCAUUUCCCUGGGCCGCCUUCUUCGUGCAGGGUGGCUUCUUGGAGACUGCAGGGGAGCACCCAUGAUCCACAAGGACGGCCACCAAGUCCCAAUACGCUUGAGAAGGAACACUUUGACCGUUGGAGCAAUGAUUUCCGAGAUCGCCGUUCCGAGUGGGGAAGGGGACCACAGCCAGAGGCGGGGCAUCAACAUGAUGACUUUCGAUGACAUGGGCCCGUUGCCGCCGGAGCUGGAGGAUGUGGUUCAGACUCCCGGGUGGCACAUUGUACCCAGUGGGCUUCCAGUUCUUAUCUGCCACGCCACGGAAGAGCUUGAGCUUGAAAGGUCCCUUUGGGAUGUGUCCGACUGGUCCUGGGUGGCUGUGUUUGUCAAGGUCGAGGGCAGCAAGGGCCUUCCCAAGGCCGGUGACCUAUGGGUUCAGGUGCUAGCAAUGGAGACGGUGAAGUUCGAGGAAGCGCCCAAGAACUUGAAGGACUUCGAUGAGGACCUGGCCGGCCGCCAUGAUGUAGUGAUGGUCCUCCAUGUGGACGAGUUGCCGAAGAACCUCCUCACCCAGCCUUUAGACUACUUCAAGGAGCCUGCCGGCGGAGAGGUGGUGAUGGCCGGGCAAGCUGAAGGAGGCGUCGGUGACAUUCCCCUGGAGUUCGUCGGUGAGGGCCAGGUCCAUGAGAGCGAGGAGCCGGACAACGUGGAGGAAUUGGAGGGCGUGCGCCUUGAGCAAGAAACCCCUUUGAAGGACUUGCGGGAGCUUUGUGCCAAGCUUGGUUUGGCAAAGUCCGGGGGCAAAGCAAAGAUUCUGAGGCGACUCCGGGACCACCAUGAGAUCCUGGAAAAGCAGCUUAGCACCGAGGUUGCGAAGAAGAUGUUCCAAGAAAACGAGCGGGUGGCUGACGUGCCGAAGCUGCCCCGGCUGCCGAGCGCAGCCCAGCAAGCGUUGCACAAUGCAACGCACCACCCCUUUGCUGCUUGGUGUGAGGCGUGCGUGCUGGGCCGGGCACACCAGUCGCCCCAUCCAAAGGCGAAGCCUGACCAGCCGGUCGAGGAAGCGAGGAAGAUCCCCAAGAUCGAGAUCGACUACGCCAUCACCUUCACCAAGCACCGCCAUGAGAUCCAAGAGGGCGAAAACAGAGGUGACGCGGACGAUGGUGCUGAGGCGGCAGUUCAAGGUGAAGCUGCUGGGGAGAAGGCGGAGGAAGGAGAAGCCGAGGCGGUGGACUACCGAGACCAAUAUGGACUCACCUUGGUGGCGGCGGAGGACACCACGGGCUGGCUGCUUGCGGUGCCGGUCCUGGAGAAAGGGGCUGGAGCUCUGAAACGAGUGGUGGAGCAGCUGGUUCGACUUUCGCUGCGUGUUGCUCCUGGCCAGGCUGUGCUCUUCCAGGGCGACCCCGAGCCAGCCAUUCGGCAGAUCAUCAAUGCCUGUGAGGCCUGCCGCUCGAAGCUGGGCCUGGCAACAGAAAAGCGCUGGGUUCCACGAGGAAGCCAUGAGAGCAACGGGCAGGUCGAGAAGGCGGUCCAGACUGUCCGGACGAAUGGCCGCACCUUGCGGGCUUUUGUGGAAAAUCGUGUCGGGGCCGCCAUUGAGGGCCACCGCCACUUCUACCCUUGGAUCAUGAGGCACGCCGCGUUCCUCUACAACAGGUUCGCUGUGAACCCGCGUGGGGCAACCAGCUUUGAGCUCAUGAACGGCCGGGCCUUUCUCAACUUGUUCCUCUUGGCGAGCAGGUUCUCUAUUACCACCCGACCAAGCACCGAGGUGAUCUCCAAUGGUGUCGGGGAGUUUGGCUUGGUAUCCAUGAAAGGAACGGUGCCCACAUCAUUGGCACAAGCGACGGGGUGUUCGAAACCAGAUCCAUUCGAAGGCUGCCAGAGGAGCAGCAAUGGAGUGCCGAGAGCAUCCUCAGCAUGCGGGGCCUGCCGUGGUCUUACUUAG